Molecule: messenger RNA, 2019 nt
Organism: Haliotis rufescens (red abalone)
Lineage: Eukaryota; Metazoa; Mollusca; Gastropoda; Lepetellida; Haliotidae
Product: hercynylcysteine sulfoxide lyase-like
Exons: 9
Coding region: 100-1353 (417 amino acids)
Source: RefSeq, a predicted model, not a curated record
UGUAGACAAGCCGAAGCUUCAGGCUUCGAUAUUGGAUGUUGUGUUUUUGAUUGUUAAUAUUGCUGACUUCACUGUUGGAACAAAAUUGCCUGUUGAAGCAUGAAACUGGAAAAUCUGCAUGAAGCCGUGGAGUUCGGGGCUAAGAUGAGAGAAGAGUUUUCUCUGCAGAAAGGAGAGACAUUUCUCAAUAAUGGAUCAUUUGGUGCAGUUCCUAACUGUGUUCAAGAGGUGCAACGAAGAUUCCGCGAAGAGAUAGAGAGACAUCCUGAUGACUGGUACCGGAGGAGUGUCUACAAGUAUUGGCAUGAAUCACAGAAGGCAGUAGCUGACUUCAUGCACUGCGAUCCCCAGGAUCUGGUGUGUGUGCAAAAUGCGACUACAGGUUUGAACACAGUGCUGAAGUGCUGCCCUUACAAACCAGGGGAUAUUCUGAUGUACACCACGCUGACGUUCAGGCCGAUAGCUUAUACUUGCCAGGCCACAGCGGACCUCUAUGAAGGAGUCAAAACAUUUGAGAUGGAGAUUAAAUUUCCGAUAUCAAGUGACGAUGAGAUUUGUGAGAAAUAUGAAGACUUCUUCAAAUCUAACCCCAACACCAAAAUCGCUAUCCUGGAUGCCAUCACCAGUCCGUCAGCUGUUGUCAUGCCGUUGAAGCGCCUCGUCACUCUGUGUCACAGGUAUGGAGUUUUGGCCAUUGUAGACGGCGCACAUGCUCCUGGUUUGCUUCCAGUCAAUCUCACCGAACUCGGCGCCGAUGCUUUUAUAGGUAGUUUCCACAAAUGGAUGUUCACUCCCAAAGGCUGUGCGAUUCUGUACGUGAAGCGAGAACAUCAUGCCUGGGUUCACCCGCUUGUCACAUCUUGGAACCACGGGCUAUCUCUGGAAAAAAGGUUCUUCAUCAUUGCUACUGAAGAUCAGACCCCCUUCAUUACUGCCAAAUAUGCAGUGGAGUUCUACCAGCGGAUUGGAGGCAUGGAUAAGAUCAUCAGCUACACAUCCAAGCUCGCUUCGGAGGCACAUGAGUACAUUCUCAAGAAGCUCAGAGCAGAGCCAUUGCAGAUACCUCAGAGUAUGGAGUCUCCCACCAUGAGGGUGAUCCGACUGCCAGACUUGUCUCAGUACCCCUGCACACUGGAAGGAUCGAUCGCCUUCCACACGGACAUACGCUACAAGUACAACAUCCAGUGUGCCAUCGAGUUGAUUCAGGGUCACCUUCAUCUUCGCAUCAGUACCCAGGUGUACAACACGCUGGAGGAGUACAAGCGCCUGGCUGACUGUCUCCUAGAAGUCAUCCAAGCUGACAAGAAUUACAAAACGAGCUCCACCAGACCGCUGACAGACCGAAUAUAUUAACUGGUCUAUUGUCUAAACGGUUUAAGCAGUUGCAUUUUCAAAAUAAGAGUUGCACCCUCGUGUUAUUGUAAAUAUUCAUUACAUUGACAAAAUAUGCCCGAGAAAGAAACUUUGCCACCAUAUUGACUGACCCUAUAGAAGGGGUAUAUAUACAAGAUAUUUUGUGAACAACAAAUAAAAAACAGAUAGUCAAAACUAUGAGUCUAAAUAUUGUUUGGGAAGAAAAUCUUACAGCAAUGUAUUCUUGUGGCUUUUUAUUGUUUUCGAUAAAAUCGGAAUUUGAACGGACACUCUCAAUGACGUAUAUUAUACAAUCAAGAAGUAAAACAGGCACUUUCAAUAUAAUGUAUUAUAUCCAUAUAUUUGUGUACGGGUAACUUGGGUUUCGUCACUAUAAGAGCGUGUACAAAUUGUAUAUAGUGUAUUCGAGUCAAGUUAAUUAGUCUCAAUACUUUAGGUCUUACAAAAUUUCCUUCCAAUUACGUAAAAGAUCUCCUGAUAUAAAUACAUACUAAAUGGACACGGGGGCCCAGUCUUCCAAGAGGCCCGUGAAAAUAGGUCUUCAGCAACCCAUGCUUGCCGUAAAAGGCAACUAUGCUUGUCGUAAGAGGCGACUAUGCUUGUCGUAAGAGGCGACCAACGGGAUCGGGUGGUCAGACUCGCUGA